Messenger RNA from Callorhinchus milii (elephant shark), 1412 nucleotides. RefSeq names its product dopamine receptor D2a (gene drd2a). NCBI's taxonomy places the organism in Eukaryota, Metazoa, Chordata, Chondrichthyes, Chimaeriformes, Callorhinchidae. The record is from RefSeq and is a predicted model, not a curated record. Bases 66 to 1412 code for a protein of 448 amino acids. The transcript is spliced from 8 exons. Gene Ontology annotation, cellular component: glutamatergic synapse; presynaptic membrane. Gene Ontology annotation, biological process: adenylate cyclase-inhibiting dopamine receptor signaling pathway; adenylate cyclase-activating adrenergic receptor signaling pathway. Gene Ontology annotation, molecular function: G protein-coupled receptor activity; dopamine neurotransmitter receptor activity, coupled via Gi/Go.
GCAGCUGUAAGCGAGGACCUGAGAUUCCAAGACGGCAGACUGUGUGGAUGUGACAAUUGGCCCUCAUGGAUUCUUUCAGCACCAUUGCCUUCAACGAGACCUACGAUGGAAAUUGGACGGAGCCUGUUAACGGCACGGAGGGGGGAGAGAAGUACCACUAUAAUUACUACGCCAUGCUGUUCACGCUCCUGAUCUUUGUCAUCAUUUUCGGCAACGUGCUGGUGUGUAUGGCCGUAUCCCGAGAGAAAGCCCUGCAGACCACCACCAACUAUCUCAUCGUCAGCCUGGCAGUGGCUGACCUUCUCGUAGCCACCUUGGUGAUGCCCUGGGUGGUGUACAUGGAGGUGGUGGGAGAGUGGAGAUUUAGCCGAAUCCACUGUGAUAUCUUUGUGACUCUGGAUGUCAUGAUGUGCACAGCCAGCAUCCUAAACCUUUGCGCCAUUAGCAUCGACAGGUACACGGCGGUUGCGCUGCCGAUGCUCUACAACACACGCUACAGCUCAAGACGAAGAGUUACUGUCAUGAUCUCGGUGGUCUGGACCCUGUCUUUUGUCAUUUCCUGCCCAUUGCUGUUCGGAUUCAAUAACACAGAGACUCGGGUCGAUACCAUCUGUACCAUAGUGAACCCCGAUUUUGUGGUUUACUCGUCGAUAUUCUCCUUCUAUAUGCCUUUCAUCGUGACCCUGCUGGUGUACGUGCAGAUCUAUGUGGUGCUGAGGAAACGACGAAAGCGGGUGAACACAAAGCGCAACAGUGGGAUGGAAACUGACAUGCAGGCACCGUUAAAGGACAAAUGCACCCACCCAGAGGACGUGAAGCUGUGCACGAUGAUUGUGAAGUCAAACGGGAGCUUCCCCGUCAAUAAAAAGAAAGUGGAAGCUGUCAACCAUCCAGACGAGAUGGAGAUGGAGAUGAUGUCGUCCGCUAGCCCCCCCUCAGAGCACACCAAGCUGAAACUGACCGGGGUCCACCGUCAACUGGGGGUGCCCUUGCCCUCCAACCAGGGAGCCAGCUCCAAUCUGCCCACUCCCUCGGGGAGCCCGGUGAAAGGCGAGAAAAAUGGGCACGCCAAAGACAGCUCCAAGGCAGCCAAAGCGUUCGAGAUCCAGUCCAUGCCCAAUGGCAAAACGAGGACCUCGCUCAAGACGCUGAGCAGGAGGAAGCUGUCUCAGCAAAAGGAGAAGAAAGCAACUCAGAUGUUGGCCAUUGUCCUCGGCGUUUUCAUCAUAUGUUGGCUGCCCUUUUUCAUCACUCACAUCCUGAACAUGCACUGCACCAAAUGCUCCAUCACUCCAGCACUGUACAGUGCCUUCACCUGGCUGGGAUACGUCAACAGCGCAGUGAAUCCCAUCAUUUACACCACCUUCAACGUGGAGUUCAGAAAAGCCUUCAUCAAAAUCCUUCACUGCUAA